AUGGUUAAUGAAAAUUAUUUAAUGGAAAAUAAUUACUCUAAAAAUCUAGAUUUUAAAGAAGUAGAAACUGAAAUAAAAGCGUUUAAAAUAAAACAAAAUGAAACAUUUGACUUUUAUAUAGAUAGUAUAAAUAAAUUAAUAGAAAAUGUUGAAAAAGCAAAAAAAAAUUUAGAAGAAAAAAAAAAGGGAAAGGAUAUAAAAGAUGAAAAUAUCAAUCUUAAUGAUAAUAUAGCAAGCAAAAAUAGUAAACUGAAUAAAAAUGAUAAUAAAAAUAGUAUCUAUAUCAAAGAAUUAAUAAAAGAUGUUAAAAAUUUAAAAAUAACAGAAAAAAUAAAUGAAGAAAAUAAGAAAUUUUAUAAUAUAUUGCUGUUAUCAUAUAAAGGUAUAAUAUCUUUAAUAAAACAUGAAGCUCCUGAAAUAUUCAAAAAUGUCUACAUAAAAAAGAAUGUUAUUCUUAGAUUAAUUCUAUUACAUUUUUUGCAAAAAGGAGACUUUUUUAUGUAUUAUGUAUUAAAUAAUGAAAUUUUAAAGAAGAAAAAAAAAAAUAUAGAAAAAAGUGCAUAUAAUAUUGAUCAAUUAAACAACAAUUAUAUCAAUAAAUCAAAUAAUGUAAUAAGUAAAGAUAGUAAUUCUUUAAGAAAUAAAAGCGAAAGUAAUACAAAUAAUAAAGAUUUUUUGCUAAAUAAACCAAACUCUUUUAGUGAAAAACUUUUAGUUAAUAAUUUAUGUUCAUCCUCUAAUAAGAAAAAAAAAGAGGAAGCAAAAAUAAAAAAUUCUAUAAAUGAAGAAGAGUUUAACAAUAACAAGAAUUCUAAAGAUGAAAUUUUUGAAAAUAAGGGAGAUAAUAAUCAAGGAAAUAAAAAUAAUGUUUUAACAAUUUAUAAUAAUUAUAUAUAUAAUGAUAAAGAAAAAGAUAUAAAUUAUUAUAUUGUAAAUAAUAAGUACAACGGAGAUAAGCAUUCAAUUCUUUUAAACAACAUAAGUACAAGUAAUAUGAAUAUAAACAAUAAAGAAAGUAUAUUUUCAAAGUUAAAACAAGAAUAUAUAAGAAAAAUAGAAUUUGAAAAAAUUCCAGAAGACAUAAAAUUUGAGCAUGCAUUAAUUGAAAAAGAAUUAUUUGAUGGAUAUAAAGAGUUACACAUAAUUUUAUAUGAUUUAAAAAAAUUUAAAGUAGAUAAAUGUAUUAAAUGGUAUAAUAACUGCAGUGAAGAAAUAAAAAAAAAAUAUUCUGAGUUAAUAUAUUUAUUACAUUGUAUUAAUUACUUAAUAUAUUCUAAGAAUGACAAAGAAAAAGCAUUAAGUGUUUUAAGAGAUCUUAUGAUAAACUUUAAAGAAAAUAAAUCGCAUAUAUCAAGAUUAAGUACAUUUAUAUGUAUAGGAGUUGAUAACUACUUUUUUAAAAAUAUGCUUUCUAAUGUCAAUUCAAAAAUUUUUAAUUAUUUUAAGAGAGCUUUUAAUGAAGAAGGCAUAGUUAUUAAUUUGCAUAAUAAAAUGAAAAUGAAAAAGGAUAAAAAAAAAGUUGGUAAGGAAAAGAGUAUAGAUUUCAAUAAAGAUUUAAUAAAAAAAUUUCCAAAGAAUAGUAAGGUGACACACAAAAGGAAAAAAUGUGAUAACAAAAAAAAAUUCAUGAAAGAAAAAAAAAAUUCAUUGAAUAAAAAUCAAAAAAAUGAAACUAACGGUGAUGAUAUUGAUUUAACAAACUAUAAUACAAAUAAAAGAGGUGUUAAGAUUUUAAGAAAAAGAAGAAAGAGCAAUAAUAAUCAUAAUAGAUCCUCUUCAUUUAUUUCAUGUAAAGUGGAAAAAAAAAGACUAACAAAAAAAAAAAAAAUAAUAAAAAAAAGAUUAAAAAAAGAUGAAAAUAUUUUGAAAAGAAAAAUUAAAAAAAAUAAUGAAACAAUAAAACAGAAAAAAAAAAAGAAAAAAAAGAAAAAAAUAGAUUCUAUAUAUAGCAUGUACCAGAAAGAAUAUGCAUUAAACAUAAAAAUAAAUCGUAAUAAAAUACCGUUAAUUCAUAAUAAUAUAUAUAAAGAAAAAUAUACUAAUGUAAUUUCUGAAAAUUUUUAUAAUAAUAAUUUAAAUGAAGAAAAUUUUACUCCCUUGUGUGAAACAUAUAUGGAAAAUAAUAUAAAUCAGUUAAUAGAAAAGGAAAAAAUAAAAAAAAAUCCUUUUUAUUAUGCUGUUUCUAAUGAUAGCUAUAUAAACAAUAAUAAUUUAGUAUUACCUAAAGUAAAACUUAAUCAUAAGAACAGUAAAAGUAAAAAUAAAAAUGAAGAAAAGCUAAAUAAAGGAUGGUAUAAACAUGUUUUUAAUUGCACAAAAGAUGUAUUUUCAGAGAUUGUUGAAUCUCAAAAUGAUAUAAAAAAAUUGAUGAAAAAAGAUAUAAAACUUAAUAAAGGUGUAGACUAUUCUAAUAAUACAUACUAUAAAAGAACAGAACCAAUUUACUUAUAUGAACUAAGUGAAAAUGAAUUCAUCCAAUUUUAUCAAAAUGACAAUUCUUAUAUAACUUAUAAAAUAUUAAAUAAAGCAGCACAAUUUUAUGAUAAUAACGAUACUAAAAUAUAUAAUAAUCUAAUUCAAAAUUUAAAUAGUGGUUAUAACACAAAUUAUAUAAAUGUAAAUAAUAGUAUAUACAAUGAAAAUAUUUACAAUAACAAUUUUUAUAAUAACUCUAUUCAUAAUAAUAGUUCUUGUAAUAUUAAUCUUAACUCAUUUAAUCAUUUAAAUAAUUCUUGCUUUAUUAGAAAAUCUAACAUGCUUAAAAGAAAAUUUCCUAAAUGUAAAUUUUUAAGUCAUUUAUGUAAAAAUGAAAAAAUGAAUGAAAAAAAUGAUCUUUUGUCAAAGGAAGAGAAUCUUAAUGAUAUAUUAUUAGAUAAAAAAAAAAAAAACGAAAAAAAUGAAUCAAAUAAAGAUAAUAAUGAAAAUUUCGAAAUGAAAGAGACAAAGAAGAAUGAGGAGUUAAAAGAAAAAGCAGCAGUAGCAGAAUAUAUUAGUAGUGUGUUAAAAAAACAUAAAAAAAAUGAAGAUUAUGAAUAUAUUAAUUUGAAAGAUAUUAAUGAAGAAACUAAUGAAUACUCAUGUAAUAGUUUUUAUAGUGAUAAAUCAAUCAGUUCAAAUAAAUCUUCAGAUUCUUCAAGUGAAAAUAAUUUUUUCAAUGAUUCUAGUUACGAAGAAAAUUUGAAAAAGAAGAUUAACAAGGUAAAAGAAGAAUUUGAUUUAAUAAAAGAAGAUUACUUAAAAAAAAAUACAAUGACAGCUUUAUUAAACACAAAACAUAUACAAGCAUAUAAUAGAGCAGUAUUAGCUGCGAAAAAUACUAGAUUAACUAAAACAUCAAUUGAUGUUAGUAGAAUUUUAUUAACACAUGCUUUGACUACUAGAGAUAUAUUAACUUUACGCAAUACACUAGCAAACAAUAAAAAUGAUUCAGAAUUUAGGAGAAUAUGCUUAAAAUGGAAAUCAAAAAAAAUUAAGCCAAGAAAUAGAUUAAGAAAAAGAGAAAAAAAUAACGAAAGUAAUGAUGGUGAAAAAAAAAAAAAAAAAAAAAGGAACAGUAGAGUAAAUAAGAAAAAAAAGGAAAAAGAAUUUUCAAAAAAUGAAAAAGAGGAAACAGAUAAUGACGAUAAUAUAGAUGAUUAUAUUAAAAAAAAAAAAAACAAUAAAAGGAGCAAAUUAAAAUUUAAAUGUGCUAGUAAAAAAAAUAAUAAAUUCAUAUCCAUUGUAAAACCUUCUAUUUCUCAUUCUUUAGAAUGUUUUGGUUUAGAAGAAUUUAUUAAAUUAACAAAAAAAAAUUUAUUUCUUAAAAAAUCUGAUGAUAAACAGCGCGAAAAUGAAGAUAUACCAUCAAAAUCAAAAGAUAAGAAUAAUAUUCCAGAAAAUAAAAAAGUUAAUAAAGAAGUAGAUAUGAAGGAUAUAAUGAAAAUUAAAAAGGAAGAAAACACUGAGAAAGAAAAGGAAAAUAAGGAAAUUGAGAAUAAGGGAGAGAACGAAGGAAAAAUAGAAUUAGACAAAAAAGAAAUGUACACAAAAGAAAAUUGUGAAAAUAAAUUAGAUAAAAAAGAUAAAGAAAAGCUUGUUGAAGGAGAGAAAGAAUUUGAUAAAUCAAUAAAGGAAAAUACAUUUAAAAAAGAUAUGAAUGAAACAGAUAAGAAGAUUAAUAACGAAAUAUGCAUAGAAGUGGAUCAAAAAGAUAAGAAAAUUAAUAAUUUUAUAUUAAAAAAUGAAAAAGAUGAAACUGAAGAAAAAAACGAAAACGAAAUAAAUAAAAAGGAAAAAAGUGAGAUGGAUAGAAAAGAUAAAAAUGAAAAAGAUGAAAAUAAAAUAGAUAUAAUGGAGCAUGAGAAGGAAAUUAAAGAUAAAAUAGAUAAAAAUAAUAAAAAUGAAGUGAAUGUAAAAGGUAAAGAAGAAGUAGAUAAAGUAAAUGAAAAUAAUGAAAGCGUAAUAUACAAGGAAAAAAAAGACGAAAAAGAUAAAAUUAAUGAUGAUGCUGAAAUAAAAUUUAAAAAAGAAAAAAAAGGAGUUUUUUAUGGAUCUUAUAAAAAAAAUUUUAAAAAAAGAAGAUAUGAUUCUAAUUCUUUAUUAGAAGAAAAGAUUACGGAAGUUCAAAUGAAAAGAAAUAAAAAUGAAGGUAGUGAUUUUAAAUCAAAAAAAAAUAAAAAAGAAGAUUUUAGAAUAAGCAAAAACAUAAAAUCUUUAUCUACAGUUAAAAAAGAAUUUUGUAGAAGAAAUAGUGAUAGCAGUGGUAGCGAAGGUAAUAAAAAGAAAAAAGACAAAAAAAAAAUAGAUAAGGAAAAAAGUAAACAUAAUAAAAAAAAUUGUGAAAAAUUUAAUAAAAAAGAAAAAAAAGAAGUGGGAAAAGGAGAGAAAAAACAAAAAAAUCUUAAAAAAACAAAAAGUGAAAAUUAUGAAGACAGAGAAAUGAAAAAAGGAAAGGAAAAAGAAAAAAAAAUUUUUAUUCAUCUAGAAAGUCCUUUAUCGAUUUUAGUAUGUGGUGGACUAAUAAGUUCAAAAAAGUUAAUAGAAGCUCAUGCUAUUUUAAAAGAAAAUAAUAAAAGACUAGAAGAAGCUAAGAAUAAUUCUACAUUAAAUAACACGAGUUUAAAAAGUUCAGAUAAGUCUAUUGAUAAAAUAGAAAAGGAAAAAAAUAAUAGUAUGAAAAAAGAAAAUGGAGUUUUUUUUUCUAAUUCAUUAGCUAUAGAAGUUGAUUUAAGUGGAUGCUUUUUCUUUCACUCAUCAUUUACUUGCCCAAUUAGCAGAGAUAUAUCAUCGAAAGAUAACCCUCCAUACUUACUUACGUGUGGCCAUGCUAUUUGCAAAAAUUGCGUAGAUAAAAUUCAUGCACAAAGAUCGAGGCAAUGUAAAUGUCCUAUGUGCCCUCAAUAUUUACACAUAUUAGAGAUUAUUCCUUUAUACUUUAGUUAA
Messenger RNA from Plasmodium relictum, 5421 nucleotides. Its product is annotated as zinc finger, C3HC4 type, putative. The record is from RefSeq and is a predicted model, not a curated record. Lineage: Eukaryota; Apicomplexa; Aconoidasida; Haemosporida; Plasmodiidae. The transcript has 5 exons. Gene Ontology annotation, biological process: proteasome-mediated ubiquitin-dependent protein catabolic process. The coding region runs from base 1 to 5421 and encodes 1806 amino acids. Gene Ontology annotation, cellular component: GID complex; nucleus; cytoplasm. Gene Ontology annotation, molecular function: ubiquitin-protein transferase activity.